Molecule: messenger RNA, 996 nt
Organism: Neolamprologus brichardi
Lineage: Eukaryota; Metazoa; Chordata; Actinopteri; Cichliformes; Cichlidae
Source: RefSeq, a predicted model, not a curated record
AUGCCUGAUAAGAAAAUAAAGUGUGUGGUGGUGGGUGACGGUGCAGUGGGAAAGACCUGCAUGCUCAUCGCAUUCGUAACCAAAGCGUAUCCCUCUGAGUUCAUCCCCACAGUGCUUGAUAACUACUCUGCUACAGUGACGAAUGGUGAGAAGUACAAUCUGGGACUCUGGGACACUUCAGGUCAGGAGGACUAUGACCGAUUGCGACCCCUCAGCUACCCACAGACCGACGUUUUCCUCGUCUGUUUCUCCGUGGAUUCACCCGAAUCUUUUCAAAUGGUCACAAACAAGUGGUUGCCAGAGAUUGCACACUACUGUCCGGGGACCCCCUUCCUGCUGGUCGCGACUAAGGUGGAUCUGAGAGAUGACAGAUACACCCUGGAGAUGCUGGCCAAGAAAAACGAGCAAGUUGUGACCUUCAAGGACGGCGAGGAACUGGCUCGUCACCUGAAAGCUGUCAAAUACAUGGAGUGCUCAGCUCUUACACAGAUAGGAGUGCAGGAUGUGUUUGAAGAGGCCGUCCUCGCUGCUCUGGGGAAGUCAAGGUCCAAGUCAAGUUCCAAACCCAAGAAGUGCUGCACACAUCUAUAGAUGUCACAAGAAGUAGAACAAGAGGAAGAAAAUGUCCUUAUCCUCCUCCUCUUGGAGAAGUUGGAGGUUUGACCUGGAAGAGAUUAUUAACCUCGAUGUGAUCAAAGGAAGGAUGCUAAACACGUUAGACCAAAAACUAUAUAAAUAUCUCUUUAUUUAGCAAGCAGAGCUGAAAAUGCUCUAAAAAUACAAAUACAAAAGUAUAUUGUAUAAAUAAAAUAAUUCAUGCAGAUUUAUUAUUAAUGAGUGCAGGCAAGUCUUUAUAUACAGUAGUUUAGGUUUUACGUUGUAAUUUUUAUGCAGUAUUAAUUACUGUCAUUCACUCGCUCAUUUUUUUAAUGGACACAAACUUCUAUCAACUACUCAACUAAUAUCAUUCUCAGCCUCUACAGCUUUUUAUUGACC